AGAGCUUUCAAGUUUUGUAACAAAUUUGACAGCUAUGAUGUCCAGGCACGGGGAAGCUGUAGCCUGUCGACUCUGUUGCUAGCCAGUUAGCCAGCCAGCUAGUUAGCCAGUCGGAUAGGAGCCCCUCGUCACGCUGCCCUCAUGUCCUGCCCGGACGUGUCUUCACUUCGUUUACCCAUUCGCUUGCUUGUUUCGUUUCGUUUCGUUUUGCCGCUUUGAGGCGAGGUUCAUGUUGCUGGAUCCAAGCGGACAGGGACCUUGUCUGAGUUUGAGGUGCUUUGUAGACUGACGAGGGACGCGCGCCCGAGGAGAGGUGAUCUGGAUUUUGACAGGGGAAUUUCGUUGUUAGGUUGCCGUUUCUCGUGAGUUUGGAGCACUCGGGGAUUGUGAGGAGUUUCUGAGAGCGUAGAGGAGAUCGUGGUGCGGCGGUCCGGGGGAUCGCGGGGAUUUUAUGCAAGUGGGAGGUUGAACGGAUUGGCGCUGGGCUGGAAUUUUCGCGAUUGUAAGCACGAAAUCCCUCGAAGGUUGGAGUGAGAAGGGGGGAAGUAUAGAGCGAAAGGUUGUAGUGCCAUCUUUGGGUGGAGCAAUGGGCUCGGUGAAGCCUUCUGUUCGGUAUCGAGGCUCUGGAGUUACUUCAAAUGUCGCUGAAUCGACUGGAAGCAACGGCGUUAUUAAUGGAACUCCCACUACCAAUGGCCACAUUAAUCAUCUGCGUCAUGAAUUGUCUGCUUUUGAGAAAGAGGAGUUUGAUGCCCAGGCUUAUGUACAUUCUAAGUGUCAAUCUAUGAGUGAAAAGGACAUACGCAAAUUGUGCGGUGAUCUACUGGAUUUGAAAAAGUCGUCUGCAGAAGAAAUGCGCAAGAGCGUGUACGCUAAUUAUGCAGCUUUCAUAAGGACUUCCCGUGAGAUAUCCGAUGUAGAGGGUGAGAUUGUCGCCAUGAGUAAUCUUCUAAAAUCUCAGGCAAAACUUGUUCGUAGCUUGGCAGAAAGUGGGGUUUCUACAAUUGCAAGCAAUACAUCGGUGACUGAUACGGAAGGAAAGGGUCUUCCUCAGCAUGAAACGGAACCUUCACAGUUAGAAAGGGAAGCUCAGGCUAUUCCAGACUCUCUGGAUGUUCUACUAGCUGAGAAGAAAAUAAAUCAAGCCCUGCAGAUUUUAGAAGAAGGUGAUAGACUUGUUGCAGAGGCUUUUCACCCGAAUGGCCACGGGGGUAGAAUGAGCUCUGCCGCAGCUUCACAAUUACAGUUAGCUUUGUCUGAGAGAAGAGCUAGAUUAGCUGAGCAACUUGCAGAAGCCACUCAGCAACCUUUCUUUAGAGGUUCAGAGCUACGUUCUGCACUAGCAGCUUUGGAUAAAUUGGGUGACGGAACACGAGCACACACUCUUUUGUUGCGUUCUCAUCACAAGAGGCUUCAGCACAAUAUUACAGGACUUCGUCCUAGUGGGACAUCUUAUGGUGGGGCUUACACUGCUGCUCUCUCCCAGCUAGUUUUCUCUGCAAUCGCCCAGGCUUCUAGAGAUUCGGUGGCAGUAUUUGGAGAAGAACCCGCAUAUGCCUCAGAACUGGUGUUGUGGGCUCGCUCACAAACCGAGCUUUUUGCUUCUUUGGUGAAAAGAAAUGUCCUGUCGUCUUCGGCUGCUGCUGGAGGUUUACGAGCGGCUGCUGAAUGUGUGCAGAUCGCCCUUGGUCAUUGCCUGUUAUUAGAGGACCAAGGACUGGCUCUUUGCCCAGUCCUCUCCAAGCUCGUGAGGCCAAGUGUAGAGCAAGCUUUGGACGCUAACUUGACUAGAAUUGAAGAGAGUGUGGGUGCAUUGGCAGCAGCUGAUGAUUGGGUGCUUAGUCAUCCAGGUGCAAUGUUGCGCGGUUCAUAUGGAACGAGGUCCUCUUAUGGCGCUGGACAUGGUUCGUAUGUAAAGCUGUCCAGCAGUGCGCACCGGUUCAACUUUAUGGUGCAGGAUUUUUUGGAAGAUGUCGCCCCCUUAAUCAGCAUGCAGCUCGGAGGUCCUACACUAGAUGGUCUCUCUAUGCUUUUUGACCAUUAUGUUGACAUGCUAAUUAAGGCUGUUCCCAGUCCUGGGGAGGAUGAGGAAGGUGGAGCACCGAAUGGAGAGGUUCGGAAGGUUCGACCCGCAACUACAGAGAGUCAACAAUUGGCACUUCUUGCAAAUGUCUCUGCGCUCGCUGAUGAAUUUCUACCUCGAGCUGCCUCCAAGUUGGUUCCAGGUGGUAUGCAGACAGUUAUGAGCAGAGAUGAUUUGCGAUCAGCAACCCGCCGAGGUCGUGAUAGGGAUCAAGAAAGACAUCAACUUGGAACCGUGGCACAUCGCUUACCGGAGCUCAAGGAUUGGAGGCGAAGGUUACAGAGAGAAGUUGACAGACUUAGAGACCAUCUAUGUAGACAUCAUGUUCUUGAGUUAAUAUAUUUCUCUGAUGAACCCGAGUCUCAACUCAGCCCUGACACCUACUUGAAUCUUGAUAAUGGUGGUGGAAACCCCAACUGGCACCAAGAACCAAUGCCAUCUCUCGUCUUUCAGGCUUUAUUUCACAAACUGACCUCUAUCCAGCACACAACUGCAGAAUUGCUUUCAGGAAGAGAAAGAGUGGUGGUUGUGUUGCUCAUGCGACUUACCGAAACCUUAAUAAUCUGGUUGUCAGAAGAUCAGGAAUUUUGGAAUGUCAUAGAAGAUGGGGAGAAUAGUCUUGGCCCCAUCGGUCUACAACAAUUUGUUUUGGAUAUGCAGUUUAUCAUUCAGGUUGCCCUCAACGGUCGGUUUUCAUCAAGACACAUGCGCCAAGUGGUUAAUGAUGUCACAGCGAGGGCUGUUACUGCUUUUGCAGCGACAGGAAGUGAUCCCCACAGUGUGUUGCAAGAAGAUGAGUGGUUUUUAAAUGCAGCUCAAGAAGCAGUUCGCGUGCUUCUGGAAGAAUGGAAUACACAAGUCGGCAGUCCGACAGCGUCAAUUUCUGCACAAUCAACUUCAUCAUUCCGUUCUCAUGGAAGUGAAUAAGUUGUAUGUCAGUCACGUUGGAUGCUUUGUCAGGGAUGCCUAUGGAACUGACCAUGGAAGUGGACUCAAAUUGAAGUGUUUCUGCUCACAUGCUAAAAACUCAGGAUAGACCCAAGCGACGAAGGGACAUGGUGGUGUAAGCGUCGAAAUGUACGUGCAAUCAUUUGAUAUGAUUGCAUACAUCACCAUUAUGCAUGGAGAUGUUGCCCAUACCAGUAAACCAAGCCGAUUUACUUAUAUAAUAAUAAUAAUAAUAAUAAUAAGAAUAAUAACAUACAUAUUCAUAUAAUUGAAAUUAAAAGCUGAAAAGUUAUCCGUGGGUGAUGAGUCAAGUUGAGACAACUUGUGCUCAUUGACACCCUAGCUGCUGCGAUUCCACAUUUCCUGACGUCUAGGUUUUUAUUUUUCUUAAAGUGAAAUUUAUUUUCAAACAAUUGAAAACAUUUGGAUAGUGGUUCUUUUUAUAAUCUGAUAGCAGUAGAAAUUUAUUAAGCCCUUGGCAUUCAGUACUGUGUGCACAGGUUAGUUCUGAUGCACAUUGGGUCUUUACGUGUGGGCGGAUGUUGAGAAUUGUUACCUUUCAAUCCAAAGUGACCUGAUAUAUACAGAGGAGAUGCACAGCUGGGAAUGGAGACUUCGAGUAGCGACCUGUCGAAGUUUUUAUCUGCGACAGUUUGUAGGAUAUAAAGUUGGUUGCCUUGAGACUGUGUUGCGCUCCUGUGCGUAGACACCAUUCAUUGACGUUUUGCUUGAACAACUCCCUCACCGGGUUGUUUGUGUCAGUGUAUAUUGCUAGUUUUUUCACUCCCUCCAUCAAUUUACCAAGGUUGUCUCCGAACUCGAUGGAGUAGGGAGUGUUCAUUAUUUAUAAUAAAAAUGAGCUGUGUUCGCUA
Molecule: messenger RNA, 3903 nt
Organism: Physcomitrium patens
Lineage: Eukaryota; Viridiplantae; Streptophyta; Bryopsida; Funariales; Funariaceae
Source: RefSeq, a predicted model, not a curated record